Molecule: messenger RNA, 3209 nt
Organism: Phragmites australis (common reed)
Lineage: Eukaryota; Viridiplantae; Streptophyta; Magnoliopsida; Poales; Poaceae
Product: zinc finger protein VAR3, chloroplastic-like
Exons: 5
Coding region: 54-2909 (951 amino acids)
Cellular component (GO): cytoplasm
Molecular function (GO): mRNA binding
Source: RefSeq, a predicted model, not a curated record
CCCAUCCCGAAGCCUGCCAGGACCGGAGGCGCAACGCAAAACCUUCUCGAGCCAUGGGCGGCGCCUCCAAGCUGCUCUCCUCCAUCCUCCUCACAUCCUCCCCGCUCCGCCUCCGCCCCUCCGCCGCCGCCGCCGCGCUCUUCCUCUCCCCGCCCACCGCGGCCUCCCGCCGCCUGCUCCUGCUCUCCUCCCCCUCCCCACUUCGCACCCUCUCCACCUCAUCAUCCGCCGCUGCCGCCUCCUCCCUUCCGCACGGCUCCAGCUACGCCUCCCCGGCGCCACCGCCCCGAGCUCCUUUCCCCGAGUGGUCCCGCUUCGUUGACCGCCUCGCCGCCGCCGGGUACGCCUCCCGCGCGCUCUGCCCCUCCGACGAGCUCGCCCUCGCCUCCGGAUGCGGCCUGUCGGACGGGGCGGAGGCCGCUGUCUUCUCCUGCCUCGCCUUCGCGCGCGACCGGCCCGACCUCCUCAGGUCGCUUCCGAGGAAGGAUGUGGAGGUCUUGGUGGCCAACGCGGCGCCGGCUCUGUUCAAAGACGGGGAGGCAUCAGCGCAGCGCCUGCUGCGGUACCUUGCCGGGGAAGAAAGCGAUGAUAUUGUUUCAGAGAGAGCUGAAACUGUUGAUAUUGUUCGAUAUAUGUUAAGUUACAUAUACAGUUCUUCAGACAGCAAUUCAGAAGAUAAGGAACUUACUGAUUCAGCUGUGAGAAAUAUCUUGGCUGAGUUAGUAAGUUUUAGUGGCCUUUCCCAAUCUUCCAGUUUUGUGGAAUCAACACCCAGGCAAACUUCCUCGAGUCAACAUGAGCGAAUUUCUAGGCCUCCAGGACAAACUAUUGAAAUGAAGCGAGGUGACUGGAUUUGCACAAGAUGUAGCUUCAUGAACUUCGCAAGAAAUGUGAGGUGCCUUGAGUGCAAUGAGCAUCGGCCAAAGAAGAUGUUGACUGGUGGAGAGUGGGAGUGCCCUCAGUGUGAAUUCUAUAAUUAUGGAAGGAACAUGGAAUGCUUACGAUGUACUUGCAAAAGACCAGCAACAAUCCCACCAAAUCCUGCAUCUGCUGGUGCUGGUUUAGGUGGUGUGGCACGGCUUCUCAAUGUAACCGACGUUGGCAAAUCUGAAAUUGAGAGAAAACUUGCCGAAAAUGAUGAGAAGGCAGAAAGAUGGUUGAGCAAAGUAUCUCAACUUGACGAUUCUGCUGAUUUAAGUAGUCUAGCUGAAGAUGAGGACUUCCCUGAGAUUAUGCCUAUGCGCAAGGGGGUGAAUAAAUUUGUGGUUAGCACACGCAAGACAUCUCUGGAGAGAAGAUUGGCAAAUGCACAGUACAUCAGUAACAAUAGCCCUCAAGCUGCAUCAUCUGACUCAAAGAUCAGCCAAACUUUGGACAGGAUACUUGGGCGUUCGACAUCUACUGCAGCCCCAAACAAUCAAUCUGGUGCUGAAGCUGCAAAAACGGAGGCUCCAAAGAAAUCAAUGGACCAUCGUGGUGGCACUGAUCCUGUUCCAUUUGUGCCACUGUCUGCAGAUAUAUUUUCUAAGCCACAUAGUAGUAAUGGACAGACAAAUGAGAAUGGCCAAAUACAAACAGAAGCUAACAGUUCCACAACGAAUAGCCCAAUGCCCCUACCUAAGAGGCGAGAUGGCAAUGAAUUAUUAGAUACUGCAGAGAAAUGGUCCAACAAAGUAUCUGACCUUGGCAAUGUAAAGGACCUCCCAAGUGCGAUUUCUGACGAAAACUUUCCUGAGAUUAUGCCAAUGAGGAAAGGUGAAAAUCGAUUUGUUAUUAGUAAGAAGAAAGACCGUUCACUGACUUCACCGCAAUACAAAAGGCGCAGUGUGGUUGAGCAGGCAGAUGAUUCCAAUCUUGUCCCAUUUGUUCCAUUUCCUCCUGGUUACUUUGCCAAGAAAGAUAAGCCGACGGAGAGUACUCCAGAUGCAGGAAUUGUGUCAGAAGGGUCUCCAGGAGCUGAAAAGCAUCCGGAAACAAAUGCUUCAUCAGGAAAACCAGGAAAUAGCUCAAACACCUCACAGAUGGUGGGUAGUCAGCCAAAAUGCAACAUGGAAAAUGAGAACUGGAACAGAAAUUACUCUCAGCAAAACUCUAGUUCGGGUGGUUAUGCUUAUGAUGAUAGGAACAGCUGUCAGCAUCAACCACAAUCUCAUGAGGUGCCCUCUCGCUCUAGCAGUACUUCAAAUACAGGCACAUGGAACACAGACUACUCUCAAGGGACCUUAAAUGAGAGCAGAGGUGGAUCUACUUACAAUGUAACUAACUAUUCUCGCCAGCCACCUUAUACAUCGGGUCAUAACAACAGUGAUAAUUCUUGGAGCAGUGGCAACAGUAACAGCAAGAAUGCUUGGAGCAGCAACAGCAAUCAUAACAACAAUAAUGCUUGGAACAGUAACAAUACCUACAAUAACAACAGUACCUUGAAGGGCAAUAGCCGCUAUAACAACAAUACUUGGAGCAACGAUAGCAACAAUAACAAUGAUGCAUGGAGCAGCUACAGCAGCAAUAAUCAGAGUGGCUCAUUUGCUGAUAACAGCAGUGCCUCUAGUAGCAGCGGUACCAUGAACUCUGAUCAGACAGUUCGCAACUCAAGUUUUGGAGGAAGCUCAAAUAGAGGUUAUACUGGAAAGGGUUUAGAAGGAUCUGCUGUGAAGGAUCCUGAUCCUCUGGACAUGUCUGAGGAAGCUAAAGCUGAGAGAUGGUUUAGGAGGGCAGCCCAGAUAAAGGACAUCUCUGAGCUUGCCAACAUUCCAGACGAGGAUUUUCCUGAGAUAAUGCCGAUGAGGAAGGGGGUGAACAGAUUUGUCGUCAGCAAGAGGAAGACGCCACUGGAGAGGAGAUUAACAUCUCCGCAGUACAGAAGGAACCUGCCAAUUAUAAGUUCUGAACCGGAGAAAGAUGCAAGCUGAAAACAGAGGCAUGACUGCGAUCAAAGCACAAUCAUCGCUGCUGUUCAACUAUGCGGUUCUAGGCAAGGGCAUUCUUGAAUCCAGAUUGUGACAAUAACCUAGCACCCGGAAUUUUCACAUCGUCAGAAAUAACAUGCCACGACAGUUUUCUGCGUGGUAAAAUUUUGUUCUCAACGAUCAGGGGUUUGCUGGAUUUCACUUGUUACGUGUACCAGUGUACGAAUGUGUUGUAACCUAAAACCUUCAAUACUGAAGGCGUUCAUUACAUAAUCAAAGUUUGGGCUUGUCUGAGUUUUCAUA